AUGCUACGGUUGUUGAGGAUAGAUGACGAAAAUUACUGGGGUAAAGAUAUUACUUUCUUGUUACUAAAAACAUCUUACUUAGGGGACCGGUCAUUAUUUAUGGCGGGGGGUGGCACCGAAGAGAAAAAGGUUGGGUAAACAAAAUUUUGAGUAAGUAAAAGGUUGGGUAAAUGAAAAACAAAGCAAUGCAAGGGUUUGGUAAUGAAAAUUUAUUGUCAUUUCCAAAACAUGACUCACUGAUAUUGGAGACUGAAAAGCAAUGUCAACAGUCGUAUGUCACUACAAUAUGUGAAUCAAUUAGAGUGUCAACAGUCAUAUGUCAAUACAAUAUGUGAAUCAUUUGGUAGACAAAUGGUGCAUGUCUCCAAAGAAAGUAUAUGUGCAGACAACAAAGAAAGUACAUGUGCAGAAAAUUUCACAAGCCGUUUAAAACUCGUGUCACAGAAGUGGUAAAGGAGAUAUGUGAUAACUGAAUGGGUAUUUAUUUUUUAAUUGAUAUUUGAGGUUGGGUAAUCAAAUUUUUGACUUUAUAAUAGUUGGGCCAGCAAAAUUUUUGCCACGAAAAACAUUUCUCUUCGGUGCCACCCCCCACCAUAAAUAAUGACCGGUUCCUUACUCAAAACAAACUUACUCAAAUAGUCCGUUUGUCUUCCGGGAUAACCGUAUCCUAGCAUAACUGGGCCAUUAUUCUAUUGAGAAUUUCGCCUAAAAUUUAAAUAUUUUUAUACAGAAGAAAGUCCGAUUGGAUUGUUGUAUUCACCACUAAGUGAAAGGAAUGUCGGGAAAUCAAUGACAAUUGACGUUCUCGCCAAAGCGCAAGGAAUAGAGUCAUGUAAACAUCCCACUAUGCUUGCUGGAGGUGAUCAAAACCAAACCGGCACGUCAGUGUGAGUAUAUUUAGGCCUCAGUUAAGCCGGUUUUCCAUUUAUAGGCGGAAUUUUGCGCCGAAGGCGGAAUUUUUCUUUGUCUUGUGAUUUCUCGGGUGGAACUAAUUAGAAAAGACAAAGAAAGAUUCCGCUCCGCAAAUCCCAUGUCUCCUCCAAUAAAAGUCGUCGUCGAAAAUAAUGCCAGCACCACAAAGUCAAAACAGUCAAACCACAAAGUCAAAACAAAAUAAAAACUUACUAAAUUUUGACCUGACGCUAUUUUCAAUUUUGACCUGAUGUUCUUUUCAUUUUUUAUAUGUAUAGAAUGCUAUAUAAAUCAAAAUACAUGUAAAUUAAAUACAUUUAAAUAUAGAAAUCAUUUAAGUAUCUUUAAAAAAUUCAUUAAUAAUUCACGAGGAAAAUACAAAAGAAAAUAAUGUUUAAUCAAUGUUUGUAAAUCGGAUAAAGAUUUGUCUUGAUUUACAUAAACUUCAGCUUUGAUUUUCUCGGCUUAGACAAUGUUUAUUUUUAAAAUUACUUCGCCAAUGAACUCAUAAGAUGGGUCAUUUUUUAAGUAUGAUAAAACAUUCGCAUCCGAUCUGUAUCUGAUAUACAAAGUCUCGCCUUCGGCUGGAGUUUGCAUAUCAGAUACAAAUCGGCUGCUUAUGUUUUAUCUAGCACAUAGAGAUCGAGAUAACUCCUUUGUAUGAGUCUCCCCGAAAAUAGCAUGAGGUUACUUGAUCUAUAGUAUAAAUUAGCAUGAUGAUAUUGGCUUAUACCUUAAUGACAUACAUGUAGAAAGUUAGCUUAAGCCAUUCCUCAUAAUAUUUGUAUCCGUUUCGUUCAAUAGACCUAUAAUAAGAGACAUCUUAAACAAAACCAACUUGUUGGUGAUGCUAGACGACCCGCUAAUCACGAGCAAUCUUUCUGAGUUUUUUGUGCAAGUGCAAAGUGGUCUGUCAAUGGGUUCACAGCGGUCAGGAAUUGCUGCUCCCUAUAAGGCAGUCUACUGUUAACAUCAAAUUGUAUGGUGGGAGAAAGGUAUAUUUAGCUACCUUAUUUUAACUCAUCUCAUUUUGUAUGAGCAGUUACUACAGCGAUUUUGGUAAAAGUUAACGUUGAUUCAAGUCAAAAACAAAACCUUAUUUUCAAUUAAAGGGCUGAUGGGCGAGUGUUAAGGUUUACAUAUAAGAAGGGAAACUUCACCAGGGAGGAUAAGGAAAAAGUCAACGAUGGCGUCAAAGCUAUUGCUGCUCAGCACACAGUAUGUUUGAAAGUCAUAGUGCCAGUUUUUAUUAUAUUGAAUAUUUCUAUUACCGUAUUUUCACAUUACAAUUUGAUGUCGAUUCAUUCUAAAAGGGAUUCCUUCUGGCAUGGGUAAUGAAGUGGAAGACGUUUUGGAGGGAUUAAUGUCUAUUCGAUACUCAGAAACGGAUGCACAGGAUCGCUGGCUGAAAGGGAUGACCGCUGUUUUCAAACAUUCCAACCGUCCCGGUUUACCCGGGACUGUCCCGGUUUGGACUAUGUUGUCCCGGUUUUCUUCUUAUUGUCCCGGUUUCUGUAGUAUUUUAAUAGUUGUAUUCUUCAAAUAAGGCUCAUGUGGCAAAUAUUAAUGAUAUUCGUUUGGUUCAAUACAUAUUGAUGAAAUGGGAGCUUCUAGUUGCCCCAAACAAUUGCUGAGUUUGUCGCCGCCGAUCAUUGUAAUUCUUGUGACAUACAUUGUUUUGACAAUUUAUUUAGCGCUCGCUUUCAAUUCCAAUUCAUUUUGCCAGGGCUACAUGAAGUAAAGUAGUGUAACGGAAGCUGGCGCAAUAAUCGCGGGCUCUUGAAUACGAGAGGAUCACAGUUCAAAAGACCAGUAUUAUAUUACUUAUGGGUUUCAACAUUAGUGUAAUAAAACUAGUUUUUGUAGCAUCCACUGUGAAUUUAUUGUUUAAAUUAAUUCAAACUCAACUCAGUCAAUUUUAACACUAACCCAAAUAGACACCACAUCAAUGAGAAAAGUGCGGCAUUUAUUCGAGGGAGGCGUUUAUUCGAGGGAGGCGUUUAUUUAGGUAAAAUGGGAAAAUUGGUAAGUGUCCCGGUUUUGAGGACUCGGAGGUUGGAAUGUCUGUGUUUUAACAGUGCAUACCAUAGUAAGUUUUUGACAAAAACAUAGACCUUAUGCAUAAUGACGUCACAAUGCUUGAUGCCCGUGAGGAACACUGGUCUUGGUAGUCAUCGUCCAGGAAAAUCAAACAAUUCAAAAUGGCCACUAUCGAAAUUUUACCGGGCGAUCACAACUAAGACCAGCAUUCCUCGUGGGUACCAAGCCUUGUGACGUCAUUGUGCAUAAGGUCUAUUCGAUUGGUUGCUCUCGAUUUUUACGGUAUGAGGUGAUAGUUGAUGAGGGUGAAACCCGAUGUGAUGUGAUGAUGUAAUAUGAUAUAUGAUAUAAAGUUGUGCACUCAUCACAUUAUGCCCCAGUAACAAAUAUAACAUUGUCCCUACAGUUUUACAGUACAUUGGGAUUGCCUCCAAAGACAUCCCAAUUGCUGAAUGUCAUCAUUGAGCAAGAACUGAGUUCUCAAGGAAAAGAACUUAACGUGAUGGAAGAACUUGAGAGAAAUAUUCUUGCCAAAAUAAAUAAACAAGGAGAAAAUGUAAGUACAAUGCAUGCAAUACAAUGCAAUGCAAUCAGGCCAAGCGGAACUUGGAGAGCUGGGAAGUUGUAGCCCUGCAGUGCAACACUUUAUUUAAUGCUGAUUUUUUAUUUUUUUGACCAUCAGAAAUAUGUCAAAUCUUCUCCCAAUUUGAACAAAAUAGCAUUUCAGAGAGCCUAGAUUUUAAUAUUUUCUGGGGGUCAUGCCCAAAUUAAAUUUGGUUCCACUGAACAUGGCAAUGAUAUUCAAACAUAUAACGUCGAGUCAAUAUUGCGAUUUUUUUUAAUUAAUUACUUAACGUAUAUAACGUGUUUAUAAAGGUAAAAAUGGGUAAAAAUUGUUUAGCUGUUAAUAAACUAUAUUCUUUAAACAGGCAUUUACAUGGUUAAAUCCACUUGUGAAUUUAAAGAAAGAAGGAAAGGUGCAACCGGCCAUCGGUGUAAAGUGCAAGUCCUCAGAGCAUUUUCACAAGUGAAUUAUGAGGUGAAGAAAACUAUAGAAUAUAUAAAAAAAACCCAAUAAGACCCCGUUUACACGGUACUGGACGAAUUUGGGACCGGUCUGAAAUUCGUCCUUUUUCCGCCUGUUUACACGCGAAUUUGUCUAGUUAGGGGGUCUAAAAUUCGUCCGGUUCUGUGGUUCUCGUGUGUUUACACGGCCAAAAUGGACGAAUUUCAGACCGGUCCCAUAUUCGUCCGGUACCGUGUAAACGGGGUCUAAGAAAAUCAAAACGAAUAAAAACUUGUGUUCUGCAACAGAUUGUAAACUUGCAAGUGAUGAACCAGGCGGGAAUCUUAAUCGUAGUAUAAAGAUUAAUGCCAAGCAUAACGUACGCAAAAGAGCCAUAUAGACAAUAAUAUAGACAAUAGUACUAACGUUUCGUCUUUAACCUAAGACAUCUUCAGAGUAAAUGAAUAUAGUAUGACAAUGAAUUACAAAUAUGAAUAAAUUACUAUUUACAAUAUCAAAUUACAGGGUAAUAAGAAUGCGGAGGAUGGGCGGGGGGGAAGUUAAAGGAAAACAAUCAGAGGAGUGAGAGAGGAAUGGAGCUACCUUGCUGAUUCAAAGUAGGUUUGAGCUUUGAGAUGAGAAGACUUUCACGGACGAGAAGUUCAUCUGGAGAGGAACAGGAUGAUAGGAUCUUAAAAUCAUCAAGAGAAGCAGUAUGACCUGAGUGGCUCAGAUGGGAAAAGAUGCUCGUAAGUUGAGGACUGCUACUCGUCUUACCAGUUAAGGCAGAAAUACCCAGGUGUUCAGAGACUCGUGUAUGUAGAUGGCGGACCGUUUGGCCCACAUACGACGCGGAACAGCAUCGACACUUAAAAGAAUAAACUACACAAGACCUCAAAGCAUUGGGAAUUUUGUCCUUAAACAUGAAGAAAUUGGACAAACGUAGAGUGGGACGAAAAACGAUUCUGAUGUUUAUAUGUGGGAAGGCUACAGAGCAAAGGCGUUGAAUUUGGGUACGGAUUUGGAGAGAGUGUGUUCCGGUAUAUGGAAGACAAAAGUAUACCACUUUCCGUGAUACAGAAUGGAUUAAUUCCUUGGGUUGAAAGGUUUUAUCAAGAAAGAGUCGAACACAACGAUCAAAAAGACGAGUAGGAUAACCGUUCUGUGGUUGAGGAUUUUUCUAAAAAACUCAAUCUGAGCAUGAAAAUUCUCAUAUUUAUAGCAAAUAUUGAAAAAGCGGUGUAAUAGUGAAUAUAUUAAACCACGUUUAAAUUGUAGAGGAGUGAAGCUAUGGAAAUUAGUGAAAAGCCCUGUGAAUGUAGGUUUACGAUAAACAGAGGUUUCAAAGUGGCCAUUAGUUCGUGUGAUAGUAAUGUCAAGGAAGGAGAGUUGACAAUUGGAUUCAACUUCACAAGUAAAGUUAAUGUUAGGAUGUUGGCGAUUGAGAUAUGCAAGAAAAAGAGGAAUAUGGUCCCUAGAACGGAAUAGAAGGAAGGUAUCGUCUACAUAUCGGCGAUAUAGUAAAGGCUUAAAAUUGGUAGGGCAAUUAUUAAGCCAAAUGGUUUCAUGAAAAGAUAAAAAAAUGUUAGCAAAUAGGAGAGCCCAUUGCUACGCCGUCUACCUGUUGAUAUAGGGAACCAUUGAACAAGAAAUGGCAGUUUUUGACAGCACAAUUCAAAAGUUGUUUGAAUUCAGAGCGAGUGAGAUCAUGAAAACGGAUGGCAUUCGAAAACAAGCGAUCGGCAAUUAUUUCUAUGGUUUCAUCCAGUGGAAUGUUAGUAAACAAGGACGUAACAUCAAAGCUAGCCAUGGCAAGAUUAUCGGAAUUAAAGUCUAGACUUAACAAUUCCUGCACAAAGGAGAAAGAAUCACGAACCAUGAAGGCACUAGAGCAAAUAGGACUUAGAAUGGGAACAAAGAACUUGGCAAUCUUAUAAGAAUAAUUAUUAAUACAUGAUAGAAUUGGUCUAAGUGGAAUACUGUUCUUGUGUUUUUUCGGGAGUCCGUAUAAGAUACCAAUGCGAGAGCCAGUAGGAUAGAGUUGUUUAUAGGUUGCUUGCGUGAUCGAUUCAGAUUUCUUCAAUGAGGCUAGAAGGUUCUUAAUUUGGUUUUCACGCUGCAAUGUUAAUUUGACAGGAUCAACAUCAAGGCGUUCAAACUUGGUAGUGUCACGCAAAAUAUCUUCCAUUUUCCGGUUGUAAUCGCCACGGUCGAGAAUGACAACUCCAUUUCCUUUAUCUGGCUUCACGAUCACGAUGUUUUUGUCCUUUAAAUCGUCCUUAGAAAACAAGGAAUCAGGUCGGCUGUAACUGCGGUGGCCAGAGAGCGCGAUAUCUUUCAACUUGGUUUUGACCAGGGUUGGAUAAUAUCCCGAGGAUGAAGAAAUUUGUUCGUCCUUUAACUUUCUGUGUAACAUUUCAAACGGGGCAAGGAAGGCACAGCGAUCCUAUGAUUAAAUAUGAUUGGUUGGCUGAAGUCAGCACUCUAAUGUGAUUGGUUAAAAAAAGGUGCGAUUUCAGCACGAAUCGCACUGCUAGGAGUGCGAUUCGUGCUGAAAUCGCACUCCUGUGAACCAAUCAGAUUGCAGGAAACACAAUUGAUUUCAAAAUGAAUAUAAUAAAGGAGGAAUAUCUUUGGUUCAACAUCAUAUUCCAGGAAUCAUAUAUACCUGUGAAUUUUUUUCGAUGUUUGGGUUUUUGUUUUUGUUUUCACAGCGUAAUUACAGCUUUAUUACACAGUUACCCAUUGUUUGGCCCUUGUGUCCGCCACGGCUUCAUAAGUUUAUGAAUACUUAAUAAACUAAUAAUAUUAAUACAUUUCUAGAAGAAUGACGGCAGACCACGCGGUGCUUCUCGUCCCCGAGAUGUAAACAAAAUACAAAAAGCAAAACCUCAGGUAAGAAUGCAAAGUCACAAAACUCAGGUGAAAACAGAGACCCAAACAUCGAAAGAAAUUCACAGGUAUAUAUGAUUCCUGGAAUAUGAUGUUGACUCGAGGGUAUUCCACUACGUUUGUUUCUUCUUGCAGCAACACUGCACCAAUAAGAUUUUUUCCCCCUUAAAUGGUUGUUAAUAUGGUUGGAAGUUAAAGAGGGCUUGACGCAAAUCCUUACCUGGCUGCAUGUAAAAAACCAAAAUUGCGGCUUUUCAUCUGAUUGGUCUGUCAGGCAAGGAAAUCUUCAUAUGCCUUUUUGAUUAGUUAAUGGUACUAGGAUUCACGAUUUUAUGCACAAACGUUAACACAUGAUUAAAAUUUUAACAAUUAUAUUUUAACUUCUAGGACAAAACUGAGAAUGAAGGACGACAGCAGAAUAUGAAUAAACGUCACCCCGUUGAGCUUGAUGUUCAGUCGACGAGCGGAUUUCUUUUCGACCAAACGCCACUUGGUGUCGAUAUAGCAGAAACGUCAAAGGCACGAUCUGGAAAUGCAUCUAUGGUCAAUAUCAAAACUGAGGACGGUAAUAGACGACAGCCUGAUAGUGACAGGCGACAACGAGAUGAUGAUAGACGACAGCAGAAUGAUAGCCAACAGUCUAAUACAGAAAAACAUCAUCGAGAUGGAGACAGACGGAAUGUUGAAAGAGAAAAGCGCGAACCUGUUGACGACAAACAGCAGCAAACUGCUGACCGUCGUAGGAGAGAGCACCCAGAAUCUAGGUUUUACGACAGUGCAAACGAAAGAAAUACAAAGGAAAGAGAUACGGGAGAUGACAGGCCAUAUAAGGGUUCUGUAAGGUUGCCGUUCGGACCUCAGACAUCAGGAGAGCCACUUGGUCGAGCUGAAAAAUUCCGGGAUAAAACUAAGAACAGGGGUGGUUUCGGGGUGCCUCCGCAGCCGAAGGAGCAACCGAAAAAGAAUGAAAAUGAAGAAAAGUCCAAAGAUGAAAGCAACAGCGCCAAGACAAAGCCUAUUUCAUCCAUCACAGAGUUGAAAAGGUCCGAUGAAAGCGUAGUUGAUUCAUUCAAAGGAAAAGCAAGUGAGAGUGCUUUUGUACCACAUAGGACAGAGUGGGAUGUCGCUGACUCACGAGAUACUAUUGCUAAGAAAGUCAAAACUGAAGACACUUUUGCUCCAACACAGAAAACUGCUGCUGAAGUUAAGACCGAGAAACCCUCUAGUACAGAAAGUUUUCGUGGUUAUAAGAAACCUACCGAAAAAGAAGUGGUAGAAAAGCCUACUGAUGGCAAGAAACAGCAGAAUAACAAAGAGGACAAAGUUCCCACUACUGCUCCAACAAAAAAUGAUCAGUAUGAAUCGAAAACAGGAGAAAGGCGUGAACGAACGGUGCCUAACAAAGAAAGAGAGCAACAGAACUUCUCCAAGAGUGAUUCGGGUGAGACGAAAGUUGAAAAGUAUGAGUCAAAAACAGGAGAAAGGCGUGAACGAACGGUGCCUAAUAAAGAAAGAGAGCAACAGAACUUCUCUAAGAGUGAAUCAGGUGACACGAAAGUUGAAAAGUACGAAUCAAAAACAGGAGAAAGGCGUGAACGAUUGGUGUCUAACAAAGAAAGAGAGCGACAGAACUUUUCCAAGAGUGAUUUAGGUGACACAAAAGUUGAAAAGAGACGUGAAACAGAAAUCUAUGGUGAUGGUCGUCACAGACAGGAUGAUAGACAACCCCGUCCGCGUGAUGAGACGCGUCGUGAACAACCAAAAAGAAAUGACGAACGCAAAGCUCCUGUCAAAUCAAGUACCGAAAAUUGGGACAGUGAAAUAAACUCUAGAGCAGAAAAUCGUGAUGCGACUCGGCAAUCUUAUAGGACACAGGAUCAUACUGAUCGGCGUAAUAAUUCAUAUUCCCGCGAUCGGAAAGACCAGCGCGACCAACGAGACCAAGACAAACCCGACCAACGUAAUAGAAAUGAACGUGAGCGAACAGAUCGUCGAGAUCGUACGGACCAACGUGAGCGUAUGGAUCGUCGAGAUCGCACGGAGCAACGGGAGGGCAAUGAUCGUCGCGAGAAUAAGGAUCGUCGUGAUCGCACAGAACAAAGUGAGCGACAAGAUCGGCGAGAUCGCACAGGUCAACGAGAACGUAUAGAUCGUCGUGAUCGCACAGAACAAAGGGACCGAACAGAUCGGCGUGAUGAAAUUAAGCCAGUAAGUAAUGAAAAACUAGAGUCGAAUGUUAAGAAGCCACGUAAACCUGGUGUCAAAGGAGAAGAACAAAAUAAAGAUAUUCAGCAGAAUGAAUCUCUCCCUCAAAAACAAGAUGCUAAUAGAGAGAGUGAAAGAACUGAGAAGCAAGAGGAGUAUCUUUCUUCCAUGAAAAAACAAUCUGACCGAUUUACUGUAGGUACAUUAAGCCCUGCGGGAGAUCGCCGACGGUACAACGAAACUCGUCGCGGUGAUGCGUCUUCAAGACGUGGUAGUCAUGGUGGAACACGCGGGAUGCGUGGUCGUGGACGUGUGAUAAGUAGUGGAAAACCCAUAGGAAAAGCUAGUGCAGCAUCAAAGAAUGAUAAUGAAAAUGAUUCCGAAGAUUUCCACAGUGUUCAUUCAUCUGCUGAUUCUGACGAGUCGGAUUCAGAAGAAGUGUUUGAUAAGCAAGAUGACGGACGAAGAGACGACAAGAGGCCAACUCGAUCGUAUUAUUCGAGUAGUCGAUCAAGAGGGUCCUAUAGUUCUCGCGGAAGGGGAAGAGGGAGUUCACAGAUAACCCGUAGCCCACGGAAACAGUCAGAGAAACCGCCACGUUUUCAAAGACAAGAAGCAAGAAGUGCUAGCAGAGGUCGAGGAAAGAGUAACCGAGGAGGAUUUUCUUCCAAAGAUAACUGGGAUGAGAACAUCUCAAAGAAUAGAGAUAGCAGGAACUCCGAUGAAGGACCUUUGCCCGAAAAGCGUCCGCCGGAUACAUCGUAUUCAAACGAAAAGGACUCCGAUGGUAGUUAUAGAGGACGUAAGGCCGUUCGUGGUGGUCAUUCUGGCAAUAAGAAUUUUUUUAGCAGGAAGUAGUUGAAGGUUCUUCGAGGAAAGGGGGUGGACGUUUUGGCGCUAAGUCGACCAUUCCUGCUGCUUUGACAACACACGGUCGUCGCGCAAAGAACGAACCUGCGCCAGCAGACGGUGAUGAUAACUGGGAUGAGAACAUUUCAAAGACAAAAAGCAACAAGUGCUAGCAGAGGUCGAGGAAAGAAUUUUAACCGAGGAAGAUCUUCUUCCACCGGUACCGAGUAUACCUUAAUAUAAGAUAUCGUUUCUAAUAUCAAGCCAGUAGAAAUAUUUAUUUUGUCAAUAAGUAGUCAAACUAUUUUUUCUGAUUCUAUUGUCGUUCUCUUUUUCUUUCUAUUCGUGCAAAAAGAAUAAAAGAUGAAGCUAU
Messenger RNA from Paramuricea clavata, 10277 nucleotides. The record is from the annotation of a GenBank genome assembly. Lineage: Eukaryota; Metazoa; Cnidaria; Anthozoa; Malacalcyonacea; Plexauridae.